Cylicocyclus nassatus is the source of this 2873-nucleotide messenger RNA. The record is from the annotation of a GenBank genome assembly. NCBI's taxonomy places the organism in Eukaryota, Metazoa, Nematoda, Chromadorea, Rhabditida, Strongylidae.
AUCGUUUCUUUUAGGUUUGUUUCUUGCUCGUUACUGCUCAACUGAGCCUCGCGAUCCUGCAGACUCUGCAAAGAGUCAUGUGGAUUCUUCUUCUGCUCAUCAGUAUAUCGAUUGGUCAAAUAUUCACAGUCGGAGAUGAGGUUCUUGAUGAUGUGACGCCACGGAUUGGACACUCACAAGGAGUUGUGUUGGUCAGUACCCUCGAUGGCCAAUUGCAAGCCUUGAAUAUGGAGGAUGGAUCAACGAAAUGGACUUUACAAGAAGAUCCCGUUCUGCGUGCACCGACAACAGUGAAAAAAGGUUUCACGUUCCUUCCAAAUCCUCAAGAUGGCUCACUUUAUGUUCUCAAAGAAGGGAUUUUGAAGCGACUACCACUGAAUAUACCAGCCUUGGUUCAUGCUUCUCCACUCAAAAGCAGUGAUGGUGUGUUAUACGCAGGUAGCAAAAGAGAUGUUUGGCUUGAGAUUGAUCCCCUGACUGGUGCUAAGGUAGAGACGAUGUCAGCCACAAAUGACAAAGUUUGUCCAGCUAAUAACAAAAAUGCCGUGUUCGUUGGCCGAACUGAAUAUCGUAUAAGCAUGUAUGACACGAAAAAUCGGGAGAAGACUUGGAAUACCACCUUCUCUGAUUACACAGCUCACCUACUUCCUUCUAACAACGACUAUCCUUUCCGGCACUAUGUUACAUCUAAUGGAAAUGUGUUGACAGUGGGACCAGGAGGUGAAAUAAUAUGGGAACGUGAUUUUGGUCUGCCUGUUGUUGCAAUGUAUCUUCUCCAAAAUGACGGGCUGCACAAACUCAACUACGUCGUAAUGGGUGGCGAAACAAUGGAGAAUAUUAUCAAGAGCGCCUUAACGCCAGGAGGAAAGAACGAUGUCUUGGCCGACCUUGGAGUCACCCCUCAAACAACCUCGCCUCAGCACGCCCUUUUUGCCACACUCUAUGUUGGGGAGUCACCGUUCGGCUUGUAUGCUAUGGAUGUCCUGGUGGACAAGCACACUAUCACCUAUGCUCCGAAGUAUCUUGGACCACCAUUGCUUGAAGGACCGAGCCCAAUAGCACUUUCGGCAAAAGAAAAAGCGCAGUUCGUUCCAAGUUCAAGACCCGUGAUCUCGAUUGACAUCCCGGCAAUCACGCAUAAAACAACCGAUGGAGUAUUUCUGUUGUUGGGGUAUCAUGAAAAACCUCAAGUGGAUCUGAGCGCUAUUUUGCCAAUCCGUUUUAGCAACACGCCAUCAUUUCCGCCGAUUGUGUACAAGCCGGACGUCAAAGACAUGAAACAGAUCACCGACCAUUCAACGCAAACAUUUGAAUCGUCGCUAUCCGGAAUGUUGCUUGAAAUCUAUUUACGUCAUCCUACAGCUUUCGCUACAGCUGUUUUCACUCUUCUAGCGUUGGCGAUCACUGUUGUCUGGCUGUGCGGGAAACAAUCUGGAGUCGCUUUGAUAGCUGGAGAAGUCCGCAGUGCGCAGACAUCCCGACAAUCAAAUUCUGGAUUGAGUUGGGUGUCUGGAAAUGAGGAGGUUCCGGAAGGGUGGAUGAAGAUAGGAAAGUUGCAGUAUAAUCCGACAGAAAUAUUAGGCCGUGGUUGCGAAGGGACCGUUGUUUAUAGGGGCAAAUUUGAUGGACGAGAUGUUGCAGUGAAACGAGUAGUUUCCGAAUUUGUUAGACUUGUCGAUCGUGAAGCCGAUCUUCUGCGCGAAAGUGAUACUCAUCCGAAUGUGAUUCGAUACUUUUGUAUGGAAUCGGACAGUCAGUUCCGAUACUUAGCGCUGGAAUUGUGUGUAGCGUCACUUAACGAUUACGUUACGGAAGAAACAAUCCGAGAGAAAGUGCCUAUCUCCUCUACCGAACUUUUGCGUCAAGCUACAGAAGGAUUAGCUCAUCUGCAUAUCAUGCAAAUAGUUCACCGUGAUAUGAAGCCACAGAAUGUGCUCUUGUCAACGGCUGGAGCUAGGGGUGUUCGUGCUGUUAUAUCCGACUUUGGGCUUUGCAAGCGGGUCCAACCUGGCCGUCAAUCGCUUUCGAAAAGAAGCGGCCUUGCUGGUACGGAUGGAUGGAUUGCACCUGAAGCCUUGAUAUGUGAAAGCACGAGUUUCCCUGUUGACGUUUUUUCUCUUGGCUGCAUAUUCUACUACGUAUUGUCUGAUGGAGAACAUCCAUUUGGCGACAGCCUACACCGACAGACGAAUAUAAUCAAUGGAGAAUAUACUUUGCUCGGAAUCAAGCAGGAUGUCCCUGUGGCUGUCGCGCUAAUCGAGUCAAUGAUUCAAAGGAUUCCAAAAUCACGACCAUCACUGCAGUGCGUGCUGGCACAUCCAUUCUUUUGGGAACCUGAACGCAGACUGCAGUUCUUUGGGGAUGUAUCUGAUAGAAUUGAAAAAGAAGAAGAUACGAGUAUGGUUGCGCGACGACUAGAGCACAACGCUCGAGCUGUAGUGGGUGGAAACUGGAGGAACAAUAUCUGUGCACCUCUUGCAGCCGAUCUACGAAAGUUCCGCACUUACAAGGGUCACUCUGUCAGAGACCUCUUACGCGCUAUGCGCAAUAAAAAACACCAUUAUCGAGAAUUACCGGAAGACGUCCGUGAAUCCUUGGGUCUCAUUCCUGAGCAGUUCGUAUCGUAUUUUACAUCACGAUUUCCACUGUUACUGCUCCAUACGUACGAGGCCAUGAAAUGGUGUGCGGAUGAAGGCGUUUUCAGGUCGUAUUACCCGGAUGAGGACAUAUUCUGUACUCAGGUCCGACUUCGCAUGAAAGAAGAAAUAGAGAACGAUGAGUUGCAAAGAAAACUCGACUCACAGAAUAUGGAAACUGAAUGGGUUCGCGGCCAAGCUGUGAAGCAUAAGCCUCCAGCUAAAACCAUAGCCUGA